Molecule: messenger RNA, 1172 nt
Organism: Aspergillus pseudotamarii
Lineage: Eukaryota; Fungi; Ascomycota; Eurotiomycetes; Eurotiales; Aspergillaceae
Product: NAD(P)-dependent alcohol dehydrogenase
Exons: 2
Coding region: 1-1083 (360 amino acids)
Biological process (GO): D-sorbitol catabolic process
Molecular function (GO): L-iditol 2-dehydrogenase (NAD+) activity; zinc ion binding
Source: RefSeq, a predicted model, not a curated record
AUGAAUGCAGACGCCAGGAAUCCAUCAUGCCUUCUCUACGGGCCCCUAGAUGCGCGAUUCGAGGAUCGCCCGAUGCCUGUUCUUGAUGAUCCGCAUGAUGUUAUUGUUCAGAUUGCUUAUACAGGCGUCUGUGGGAGUGAUGUCCACUUCUGGCUCCAUGGCGGCAUCCGAACUUACGUCUCGGAAGCCCAGCCCUUGACUAUGGGCCACGAAGCAUCAGGUAUAAUCCACAAAGUAGGCUCAGGAGUCGCUACUCUUGCUCCGGGCGACAGAGUCGCCAUCGAACCCGGAUACCCGUGUCGUCACUGUGCGCGCUGCAAAAUUGGUCGUUAUAACCUCUGUCCUGGGAUGAAGUUCGCCGCUGAUCCGCCAUUCACUCAUGGUACUCUUACGAAGUAUUUCAAGUUACCUGCGGAUUUCUGCUAUAAGAUUCCGGAUAAUAUAAAUCUGUCUGAUGCGGUGCUCAUGGAACCUUUGGCGGUAGCUAUCCAUGCGGUUAGACUGGCGGAUAUCAAGUUAGGAAACCGGGUGAUUGUUUUUGGGGCGGGGACUGUUGGACUGUUUUGCGCUGCUGUUGCGAGGGAGUUUGGGGCUUCGGUGGUUCUUUCGGUAGAUGUGUUGGAGAAUAGACUUCGGUUUGCGAGGGAGUUUAUUGGAUCGGUUGGACGAACUGCUAUGCCUGACCUGUCACUUAGUCCGGAGGAGAAUGCAGAACAAUUGGUACAAACCCAAGGGCUUGGUGAAGGGGCGGAUAUUGUCAUUGAUGCAUCUGGGGCAGAGGCUUCUGUGCAGACAGGGGUGUUUUCUUUACGGGUGGGCGGGACUUAUGUGCAGGCCGGGAUGGGAAAACGCAAGAUUGAAUUUCCGAUAUCGGAGAUGUGCGAGAGGGAGAUAGUAGCUAAAGGUUGUUUCCGAUAUGGAGCUGGAGACUUUGAUCUGGGGAUUCACCUUGUGGGUUCAGGGCGGAUACAGCUGGCGGAGUUGGUGACCAAGAUCUUCCCGUUUGAGCGUGCUACUGAAGCUUGGGAAACGGCUAAGCGUGGUGAGGGUACUAAGACCUUGAUUGAGGGGCCAAAGGUGUAGAUAGAAUGUAUUAAGGCCUGUGUUGGUGUUUGUAUGGCCUCAACGGCGGGAGGCUAAUGGUCUACAUUACUACUGUACGUGGUGAGCAC